Messenger RNA from Bombus pascuorum, 2645 nucleotides. RefSeq names its product eukaryotic translation initiation factor 2 subunit 3, Y-linked-like (gene Su(var)3-9). Gene Ontology annotation, cellular component: nucleus; eukaryotic translation initiation factor 2 complex; cytosol. Gene Ontology annotation, molecular function: zinc ion binding; GTPase activity; translation initiation factor activity. The record is from RefSeq and is a predicted model, not a curated record. NCBI's taxonomy places the organism in Eukaryota, Metazoa, Arthropoda, Insecta, Hymenoptera, Apidae. Gene Ontology annotation, biological process: positive regulation of translational fidelity; formation of translation preinitiation complex. The transcript is spliced from 2 exons. Bases 609 to 2375 code for a protein of 588 amino acids.
UUUCUUUCAAGUUAUGUCAUUUUUCGUAUUUAUAUUUUAUUUAAAUUGCUUAGUAAACAUAUUAAAUAAAAUAUAAUUAAUUUAUUCUCGUAAUGAUUUUAAAGUGCACAAUUAUUUACGUAUAUUAACAUGUAAUUGAAUUAUUUUGUUAAUAAAGUAAGGUUAAAUUUAAGUACAAAUACAGAGGAUAAUAGAACAUACUAAAAUAUUGAUAUAGCAACAUAAAUACAAUAUUCAGUUUGCAAUAAAAGUUUCAUAUAUAAUUUAAUACACAAGUUAUUUUUCAAUGCACUCUUCAUGCAUGAUUAUUUUUAAUUGUAAUAAAUUAAAUGUGUGCACUAGUUAGUGUAUUUCAUGCAUUAAACAAUAAAUGAUCGUGUACAAUUGAAAGAUUUAAAUAAUUAUCGAUUAAAGCAUACCUUAAUAAACUAACUUAAAGUGCUAAAAAUUCUUUGAUAAAACUAAAUUAUUUUCGUGAUUCAAUUUGAUAUAAUAGACAAUGUGUGAAUGUGAACAUAUCUUUGUAAUGUAAUAUAUAACUUUAAGACGCUCAUGCAGAGGGCAAUACCAGAGGGGAACAAGAAGAAAAUCUUGGUUACACAAGCGAAAUGUCUUCUACACCAGAAAAAAGACCUGCCUCUCCAGGAUUAGUUCAACCAUUGGCCAAACAUCGAAAGCUUGAUCAAAGAUUUGUUUCUUCUGAAGAAAAUAAUUACAAUCAUAACUCUUACCAUGAUGAUAAAUCAAGGAGCAACAACUUAAGCAGUAAUAACGUUCAUUUUAAAAAGAACCAAGAAGAGAAACAAGCAAUCAACGCUAGAAGAGAUCUGAAUUUUUCUGCAAAUCAAGAAAUUAAUAUAGAAAAUAUAAGACUAAGCAAAUUAAAUGCCAAUACCAAUAUUGAAAAGUAUCAAAUAGACAACAAAAAAAAUUUACAAAAUAUCAGACUGAAGGAGCUUAGAGUUAUAUUGGAAGAUGUAAGAUAUAUGGAUAUAAAACAUGAAAAUAAGAAGAGAAUGAAAAAAUUACUAAUGGAGACUACUCUUUGGGAAGUAGAAAAGAUUCUUGCAAAGAAAGAAUUAAAAGGAGAGCCAACUUAUUUAAUCAAAUGGAAGAACUGGAAUUCACAGUAUAACACAUGGGAACCAGCGUCGAAUUUAGUAAACUGCCCGGAUGUUCUAGAAGAAUUUGAAAAGAGUAGAUUACAAUUGAUCGAUCGUUUCAAGAAGAAAACAAAUUUUUAUCCGAAUGAUAGGGAUAUUGGAGAAUUUUUAAAUUAUCAUAAGUGUAGAGGAGAGAUGAUAACAUCAAUUUCAGUAGAACCAAAUACAGUAUACAUUAAUAUAACCAAAUAUUUACAUCAAAAGUAUGUCAAAAGUAGUAAAUUAGAGAAAGUUAUAAAACAUGAUAUUCUCCGUAUGUUAGUCAUUGAUUUAAGGAAAAAACAGCUAGAAUCUUUAGAAGAGUGGGAAAAUGAAAUGAAUACUAUCACUAAAGGUAAACCAUUAAUACGGGUGGAGAAUGUAAUAGACUUGGAAACAGCACCUCGAGACUUCUAUUAUAUAGAAGAUUAUCUACCUGGUAAUGGAGUCAUAAUACCUGAUGAUCCACCCAUUGGUUGCGAAUGCAAAUCUUGUAAUUCUAAGACGAACUGUUGCUUUGCCCAGGAUAACGGACUAUGUCCGUACACCCCAUCAUGUAAGAUUCGAGUUCCACCUGGAACACCGAUAUACGAAUGUAACAAACGAUGCAACUGCGACAUGAACUGCUUCAAUCGAGUAGUGCAACGUGGCAGCAAGAUGAAGUUUUGCAUUUUUAGAACUGCCAAUGGACGGGGUUGGGGUGUGAAAACAUUACAAGCGAUUAAAAAAGGUUCUUUUGUCACACAAUAUGUGGGCGAAGUCAUAACAAACGAGGAGGCCGAAAAGCGUGGCAAAGAAUACGAUGCCGCUGGUAGAACAUACUUAUUUGAUCUUGACUAUAAUGAAUCUGAAGAAGAAUGUCCAUAUACUGUAGAUGCUGCCGUAUAUGGUAACGUUUCGCAUUUCAUCAAUCAUUCUUGCGAUCCAAAUCUCGCUGUCUAUGGUGUUUGGAUCAAUUGUCUUGAUCCGAAUCUUCCUAAGCUUGCAUUGUUUGCAUUGAGAGAUAUUAAACAAAACGAGGAAAUUACCUUUGAUUACAUGUGUCAAUCAUCAAAGAAUAGCGAAAAUUCUAUUAAGCAAAAUAUGUCGAUGAAAGAGAAUUUAAAUAUAUAUAUGAACACGGAAUUUCAAGAGGAGUUAGAAUUACGUCCAGAAACACCAGAAUCAGACUUGUCGAAUAAUAGGACCUUAUGCAAAUGUGGCGCUCGAAGUUGUAGACGAUACUUAUUUUGAAUAACUGUUCACAAAUUUAUUAUACUAAUACCGUUAUAAACAUGUAGUUUUUAUCAGUUUGAUAACCGUGCGAGAAACUGAAUGGAUUAAACACUAUGUUACUAGAAUCGAAUUAAAUUUCGGCUAUUUCUCUAUUCAUUUAAUUAUUAAACAAUAGAUUAUAUACUUACUUAGAAAAUAGUUAAAAUACUUAGGAAAUGUUUGAUAAAGUUUUUACAAUUUUAUAUAUAUUUGUUCAAAAUAAUUAUAGUUGAAUUGUAUUACAUGUUA